Messenger RNA from Notothenia coriiceps (black rockcod), 1597 nucleotides. RefSeq names its product high-affinity choline transporter 1-like. The transcript has 2 exons. Gene Ontology annotation, biological process: transmembrane transport; choline transport; acetylcholine biosynthetic process. NCBI's taxonomy places the organism in Eukaryota, Metazoa, Chordata, Actinopteri, Perciformes, Nototheniidae. Gene Ontology annotation, cellular component: plasma membrane. The record is from RefSeq and is a predicted model, not a curated record. The annotation marks the transcript as partial. Gene Ontology annotation, molecular function: choline:sodium symporter activity.
ACUGGAACCAGACUUCCUACGGUUUUCCGUCUCCCUUUGAACGAGGUCAGACAGGUUUGAUUUUACCGCUCUCCCUGCAGUACCUCACCCCUCCAUACAUCUCCGUCAUCGGCAUCGGAGCCGUAGCGGCCGCCGUGAUGUCAUCAACUGACUCCGCCCUCCUUUCUGCGGCCUCCAUCUUCUCCUCCAAUAUCUACUCCAAGAUCCUGAGGACACAGGCGUCAGAAAACGAGAUCCGGUGGGUGAUUCGUAUUUCGGUGGUUUUAUUCGGGCUUGCCGGCACAUCGCUCACCUUCCUGCACACGGGUGUCAUGGCGUUCUGGAUCCUAGGCGGAGAAAUCGCCUACAUCUUGAUGUUCCCACAGCUGGUCUGUGUGCUUUUCUUCAACAUAUCCAACGGCUACGGAGCCACUGUUGGCUUCCUGGGAUCAUUUAUUUUAAAACUCCUGAGUGGAGAGCCUUUGCUAGGAAUACCUCCUGCCAUUCAUUUCCCAGGAUGCACCUUGGAGGACGGUGUUUACGUCCAGUAUUCUCCCGUCAGGACCAUCUGUAUGCUGGUUGCUUUUGCCUUAAUAUUGCUGGUGUCCUACCUGACUUCUGUGCUCUUCAACAAAGGACUAAUACCUCAGAAGUGGGACGUUUUUCAAGUUAAGGGUCCAAUCCAAAUCCCAACAAAUGUUGCUACUACUAAUGGAAACCACAACUCAGUACCACCGUGUGAGAAUGGAGACGUCUCAGAUCCUAUGCUGGAAUCAAAAUUAUGAAAUUAGCCAAACUUCUUAUGCUGUUUUUGAAACCGGACACUAAAAAACUGUAUUGCCUCACUUAAAAACAUAAAUAUACCUCAUCAUCUUGUAAGGGUUACUCGUUAUGUGUACUGGAGGGUAUGCACACAUUUUUCUGUUUUGUUUUCGCUUCAUUAAACGUCUUUGACACCCUUACAUUUCCCCACAAUACUCCCUUCACUGGUUGGGGAUUACCAGCAGGGAUACAGGGGGAUAAAACAUCAAAAAACAAUAUUACAAAGCAUAGGCUUUGGGUGCUCUUAAUCCAUGUACUGUAUGAACUACAAAAGAGCAGAUAGUGUUUGUUGGAAAAGGAUCAGAUUGUAUUUCUGUUUUUUUAAACUGUAGUAUGUGCUCAUGUGUUUCACUGUUUGAAGCUACUCCGCUGCUCAUGAAAAGCAGGUUUUUGAAAAACAUUGAAUUGAUAGUUCUCAUAUUUAUUUGAUUGCAUUUGAUAUUGAGGUAAUCCCAAAGUAAUCAUGUUACAUUACUUUUAUAUUGUGAGACUCAGAUGAGGUUACUGAGGUUACUCGGAUGUGUUCCUUAUGUUGUUUUCUAAAUACUGUUUGGUAUCCAGUGUUAUGAAUGAUUGUAAAUAAGAGAGAUGCAGCUGAAGACAGAGAGACUUUUCUCCGUUUGCUAGGGUUUGGGCUGCAGGUAACAAUGUGACAAAUCUCUGUUUAAAGUAUACCAGCAACUAUAGUGUCGGCCUGCAAUGCAUGAGAUAAAUACAAACAACAUGAUAUUCUUAAACUGUUUAUUCAUUUUUGAAUAGUGGUAGGCAGUGCUUGAAUUGGAAUAAAAAAGGUGCC